Molecule: messenger RNA, 1296 nt
Organism: Guillardia theta CCMP2712
Lineage: Eukaryota; Cryptophyceae; Pyrenomonadales; Geminigeraceae
Exons: 3
Coding region: 1-1296 (431 amino acids)
Source: RefSeq, a predicted model, not a curated record
AUGCAUCGAUAUGCUGGAAAUACACCACCUUAUUUGCCUUCAGAGGAAGAGGACGAGGAAGAGGAAGAGGAAGAGGGAGAGGAAGAGGGAGAGGAAGAGGAAGAGGAAGAGGAAGAGGAAGAGGAAGAGGAAGAGGAAGAGGAAGAGGAAGAGGAAGAGGAAGAGGAAGAGGAAGUGGAGGACGAGGACGAGGACGAGGACGAGGACGAGGAGUACGAAGUCAAUGUGAAUGUAGUAAGCAAAGAUGAAGAAGACAAAGAUGAAAGCGAUGGAGAGAGCACAGAAGAUCCAAGCAAAGUAGUAGAUGUUCAAGAAAUCAAGAGCAGACUUGGCAACUGCAUGGGAUGCCAGGACGAGAUGUCAAGAGACUCGAAGGGCAUUGUAUGCAUGCAGGGUCAUCUUAUCUGCAAAAGCUGCAGCGAAGGGUUCCUUGGAGGCAUUUGGGAAAACCCAGGGAAGAACUUGCCACCAAAAUGUCCCAUUUGCUCCAUAGAGCUCAAUGUUGAGAUGGUGGAGAAAUGUCUUUCUGCAGAAAAGAAAGAAGAGUUCCAACAUCUCAUGCUCGUUCACGUAUUUUCAUCUCAACUUACAUCGGAAGGGGAAAAGAUCUUCCGCUGCCCUUUCUGUCCAUACUUUGAGAUUCGAGCUUCUACACAUGGAAACAUGUUCAUUGAGUGCAAGUCUAUGAAUUGCAAGAGAGUGUCUUGCUCCACUUGCAUGCUAGAAUGCCCUCGACUGGAAGAUGGAUACGAAGAAGACGAGGAGAGUCUGGAAGACAUCCAGAAGCAUUUCAAGUGUGCCGAGCUCGGUGUACAGAAGGAGCGAGUUGAGAAAGCCCUGGAGCUUGGAAUGAAGGUGUCUUGCCCGUCCUGCGGGGUAUCUGGCAUGAAGGACCACAACUGUACCCAUAUGGUCUGUCUCCAGUGCAGGCAGGUCUGGUGCUACUUUUGCGGCAAGAAGGAGGAGGACGCAAACAAGAGUAGGAGCCAGAGAGGAAUUUACGGUCACAAUGUUAGCUGGCAGACUAAGAUUGGAACUCGCUGUCCCAUGUACCUGAGCCAGCUGUCAGAGACGCAUCGGUGGCCUGGUGAUGAAGACGAGUGCCUGGCCAUGUUUCAUAGGAUACGAACCGCGACUUUGCUCAAAAAGGUGAUGGACGACUUGGGAGAGGACGUCUGCAAGCAGCUAGACGAGCAGUUUUCUGUGUUCAAAGCAAGUGGGUUUGCACCUCAGGAAAUUGAACAGCUAUCGUCAAGCCCACUGAGCUCAAUCUUGACACAUGGCAUCAAAAUUUGA